CGGGAAGGAUCCUGGACCCCAUAUUUUGAGUUUCCUGGCCCUUGGUUCUGGAGAGGACGCUGAGCGCUGUCGGGCCUGGGCUCUGAGAAGCGCUGUCUGCGUCGGUGCCGCCCUGCCGGGUUCUGACCUGGCUCCAGUGGUCCGGUAGCUCUCUGAAGCUAGAUGGAGACUCAGAUACGAACGUAAUAGCUCAACUGGGCACGGAAACGGCCUUUCCCGGAGCACAGGAGGGAGCCUGUGGCGCCUCCGUGGGCACCUGGGCGGAGAGACAGGCGCGAGCGCGGCUCCACAGGUGGCGGCGGCCUUCCCGGCACCGUCUCCGGCCGUGGCCCGCCGGUGAGGCGCGCUCGUUGAGCCCGGGGGCUGAAGCGAAGGAGGAGUAAAGCGGUGAGUCAGGGACCGAGUGGAAUUCACUCGCCAGGGAGACAGAGGAGCGAGAAAAAGACUGAAAGUGCAGAGGACAACGCCAAAGUGAAGCUCAGACGAGGGUGGCGAGAUGAGACGGUGCGUGGUGCCCGGCGGACGAGCCCGGGUGUGAGCCAAACUGCCCAAAGCCAGGGGAAACGUCAGUGAGUGGAUGAAUGCGACACUCGUGGGUCAGGGAGUCAAAAGUGGAGUUGAGCAUUCAAGUGGAAAAAUGAAUAAGUAAGUCGGUGUACUCCGGAUUGCGCCUGGGGAUGGAUGUGUAAAUGGAGGCUAAUUGGUAAUGAGCGGUCUCGGCAGCUAAUGAGCGGGUGAAUUAGUCGGUGGAUGAGGGCGGCAGCUCCUGGCCACACACACUGAUGAGCUAAGUCAAAGAGCAUGCCGGAUCGAACAGAGCCCGGGACUGGCUUCACUGAGGAGGACCGAGCCGAGCCAGGGGAGGACGCACGCUGGCAGUAAGGAGGGCACCGGGUGGGCGAAUGUGUCCCAGGAAUCCCAGAACGCUGGCGACUGAGCCCAGCGAGUGCGUGCGGGCGCGAGCCGCAGCGACUCCAGUAACUGCUCUGCAGGGAGCGGCUGCUCGAGCGAGCAGCCUGCGGCGGGCCAGUGUGUGCGGAUGGGGGCGGGGCCGUGGCCACGCGGGAGCCUGCGGGGCGAACCCACAGGCGCGUCCCCGGCUGCGGGGUUCCGGGGGGCCCCGCCACGCCGCACUGCCCCUGGCUUCCGCGCGCCGCCGAGCUGCUGCUGAGUGGAGGAACGAGCAGCUAAAAAUAUGUCGUGCUUUUGUGGAAGGGCUGGUCCUUCCGGAACGGCCUGGGCGCCGUGCGGCGUGGUGCGGCCCGUCGGGGCUGUGGCGUCCUCCCGUGCGAGUCCAUUUCCCGCCGCGGGUCCAGUGCCGGCGCGAGGCAGGAUACUGGCAGUCCUCACUGCCUGGACACUGGCCCGUCUUGGGGCAGCGCUGGCUCGGCUUGGUGGCCGGGAACCUUGGGUCUUCCCGAAAACUGCCCUUGCCUCUGCCAAGACAGCAGGUCGAAAAUAGCCCGGUCUCGGUCACACCUCCGGCGAGCUGCCUGCUUGCCUCGCAGGCAAGCCGACUUCCCCUGGGUCUCUGCGCGCCCUGGCCAGAUGUGCGGCACCUCUGGACCUGUGGCCUCGCCUCCUCCGGCAGCUCUCAGAGGAUGUGGUACCAAAUUCCUCUCUCAGAAGAAUGAAGAGUCCCGCUAAGUCCUGAGAAGGCGCCAGUUUGGAUGGGUGGGCCGUCCAGGCCCGGCCCUCGAGGCAGCCUGCGGGGCCUUCCAGCAGGGACAGUCAACA
This is a messenger RNA of Condylura cristata (star-nosed mole), 1737 nucleotides long. RefSeq lists its product as uncharacterized. Bases 903 to 1634 code for a protein of 243 amino acids. The transcript has 2 exons. The record is from RefSeq and is a predicted model, not a curated record. Lineage: Eukaryota; Metazoa; Chordata; Mammalia; Eulipotyphla; Talpidae.